This is a messenger RNA of Anoplopoma fimbria (sablefish), 3545 nucleotides long. RefSeq names its product estrogen receptor 1 (gene esr1). The record is from RefSeq and is a predicted model, not a curated record. Gene Ontology annotation, cellular component: nucleus. The transcript is spliced from 10 exons. Bases 305 to 2167 code for a protein of 620 amino acids. Gene Ontology annotation, molecular function: DNA-binding transcription factor activity; zinc ion binding; nuclear estrogen receptor activity. Gene Ontology annotation, biological process: steroid hormone receptor signaling pathway; regulation of DNA-templated transcription. NCBI's taxonomy places the organism in Eukaryota, Metazoa, Chordata, Actinopteri, Perciformes, Anoplopomatidae.
GCUAGAUUUCUGAGAGUCAGCGAGACGAGCAGAGAGGGAGAGAGGAGACUCAGAAGCAGAUGUGAGAAUGAUUCACGUGUGAGAGCUUGGUGGGCGGAAGCUCGAGGCAGAUAGGGCAAAGGGACUGGAAGACUAGUGGACCCUUCAAGUUUCCUGACGGUCUUUGUUGGAAUAAAGGCAGGAGAGAGAGAGAGAGAGAGAGAGAGAGAGAGAGAGAGAGCAGCAGCACUUGUCUCCACUCCCCCUCAUAGCAAUUGGGAGAGCAAGUCUAAAUCAUGUUGUAUAUCAGUGCUGUUGUGCUGUGAUGUUGCUCAGGGAGAGCCCGGCGCAGAGUAGGCAGCCUUGUGGACCAGUACUCAGACCCAGGAUCAGCCCAGCCCUCUCAGAACUGGAGACCCUCUCCCCGCCACAUCCCUCGCCUCCACCACGUGCCCACUUCAGUGACAUGUACCCUGAAGAGAGCCGGGGGUCUGGAGGGUUAGGCACUGUGGACUUCCUGGAAGGGACAUACGACUAUGCGGCCCCCACCCCUGCCCAAACUCCUCUUUACAGCCACUCCACCCCUGGCUACUACUCUGCUCCUCUUGACUCCCACGGACCACCCUCAGAUGGCAGCCUUCAGUCUCUGGGUAGUGGGCCUACCAGCCCUCUAGUGUUUGUGCCCUCCAGCCCCAGACUCAGCCCCUUUUUGCAUCCACCCAGCCACCACUAUCUGGAAACCAGCUCAACACCCGUCUACAGUCAGCAGUCAGUUUCCAGAGAGGACCAGUGCGGCACCAGUGACGAGUCAUACAGUCUGGGGGAGUCGGGGGCUGGAGCGGGGGCAGGGGGGUUUGAGAUGGCCAAAGAGACGCGUUUCUGUGCUGUGUGCAGUGACUAUGCCUCUGGGUACCACUACGGGGUGUGGUCCUGUGAGGGCUGCAAGGCCUUCUUUAAGAGGAGCAUCCAGGGUCACAAUGACUAUAUGUGCCCAGCAACCAAUCAGUGUACUAUUGACAGGAAUCGGAGGAAGAGCUGCCAGGCUUGCCGUUUAAGGAAGUGUUACGAAGUGGGCAUGAUGAAAGGAGGUGUGCGCAAGGACCGUGGGCGUGUUUUGCGACGUGACAAACGACGGACUGGCACCAGUGACAGAGACAAGGCCUCUAAGGACCUGGAGCACAGGACAGUGCCUCCUCAGGACGGGAGGAAACGCAGCAGCAGCAGUGCUUGCGGUGGAGGAAAAUCCUUGCUGACUAACAUGCCUCCUGACCAGGUUCUCCUCCUGCUCCAGUGUGCCGAGCCCCCAAUACUGUCUUCUCGUCAGAAGCUGAGCCAACCCUACACCGAGGUCACCAUGAUGAACCUGCUCACCAGCAUGGCCGAUAAGGAGUUAGUCCACAUGAUUGCCUGGGCCAAGAAGCUUCCAGGUUUCCUGCAGCUGGGCCUCCAUGACCAGGUGCAGCUGCUGGAGAGCUCCUGGCUGGAGGUCCUGAUGAUCGGCCUCAUCUGGAGGUCCAUCCACUGCCCCGGCAAACUCAUCUUUGCACAGGACCUUAUACUAGACAGGAACGAAGGCGACUGUGUUGAAGGCAUGGCUGAGAUCUUCGACAUGCUGUUGGCCACUGCUUCCCGCUUCCGCCUGCUCAAACUCAAACCUGAGGAGUUUGUCUGUCUCAAAGCUAUCAUCUUGCUUAACUCGGGUGCCUUCUCUUUCUGCACAGGCACGAUGGAGCCCCUCCACGACACCGCAGCAGUUCAGCACAUGCUGGACAUCAUCACAGACACUCUCAUACAUCAUAUCAGCCAAUCAGGUUGCCCGGUUCAGCAGCAGCCGAGACGGCAGGCCCAGCUGCUCCUCCUGCUCUCCCACAUCAGACACAUGAGCAACAAAGGCAUGGAGCAUCUCUACAGCAUGAAGUGCAAGAACAAAGUGCCUCUGUACGACCUGCUGCUUGAGAUGCUUGAUGCUCACCGCCUCCACCGCCCAGAAAGACCAGGUGAGCCGUGGUUCAAUGCUGAUGGAGAGCCUCUCUCCACCACCAGCAACGACAACAUCAGCAUCAGUGGCGGCGGCUCUUCUUCAGGUGGUUCCAGUUCAGGACCCAGAGACAGCCAUGAGAGCCCGAGCAGAGCCCCCACCGUCCUGCAGUAUGGGGGCUCCCAUUCUGAUUGCCCCCACAUCCUAUGAGACGGAGCUUAGCAAGCUUCAUCUGAAGGUCAUAGAUAUGUUUAGUACAGAAUGAGGAUGAAAUAUAAUGGUUGUAUCUGAAUUAAUUUCAUGAGAUAAUUAUUUAUAAAUUAAUUGAUUUUAUAGUUGUAUCGGUAUAUUUUUCUUUUGCAAUACUCUAAUUCACUACAAUUUGAGCGUCAAUGCAGUUAAUCUUUUAUGUUGCCUUUCAAUAUUAUCUGUGAUUUUGAGGCAGCCUCUAACAACUUUACAGUACAGCUUAUUAUUAUCAAAACGGCAGGUGUUAGGUCAUAUUGUGGCACUCUGUUAGCUUUGAGAUGAUGAGCAGCUCAUUUUUCUUUUUGUUUUUCCAGAACCAAAGUGCACUUCCUCUGGGCUUGAAGGGGCUAUUGGGCUUUAUAGUUACUUUUACAUAUUAGGAUGAUCACGCACGUAACUAUGAUAAAACUGAUUAAAAUAACUGUAAUUUAUUUUGUGUGUGUGUUUAAAUUCCAAUAUUGUUAAUGACUUAACAGCAGGUAUUGUGUUUUCUGUGCACACACAAUUUUAAAAUAAGAUAUAUUUUGGAAGAAAAUUAUUCAAAUGAUGAAAUGAUCACUGCCUAAAGAUAUCUCUUUUGAAUUUUGAAUGGCUAAAAAUUGCACUAUCAAAUCCUAGAACAGUUAUUACAUAAUGAAGGAAGCCAAGCUUAAUUGUUGGGGAAAUUCCCCCAUCCACAGCUUUUGGUGUGUAGUUGGUUUGUUUUAUGCUUACUUUUUUUCGACUUUGUCUUAAGUAUGUUUGUGUGGCAGAUAGACUGAGCUAUGAGUGGCUCCAAUCUAAAAUUAAUGCAUAUAUUUUCGACUUGAUGCAGUUGUUCAACAUUUCCCUUCAUAGCUACAACCAGUUCAUGUUAAUCCAAUAAUUCAGUGAUUACAUGUGGAGUCUGGCUGGAUUUACACACCUCCAAAAAAUGUAUCACAAUGUAUGUGCACAUAUGUGAUUGUUUUUAUUUCCUUUGAAAAGGACAGAAUUUGGACAUAUCUGAUACGGACCUUAUAAGGUCACAAUUGAGGAGCUGCAACCAGCAACUAUUUGGCCUUUUUGCUUGAUAAAUGUAUAAUUUCCAAACAGUUCAUUGUCAAGGCUAUACUCUUUAGAACUCAAACGAUUCAGGAAAUGAAAAUGUAUUUUUCCGGGAAAGAAAUGCUAAACAAAAAGAUGAGGUUAUAGUGUAGUUUCAAGUAGUCAAAUUUGGAUUUUGUGCCACUGAGACGUGUAUGGAAAAAAAUAAUGAUUUGGCCACUUGAGUUGUUAAGUGUUUAGUCUAGUCAAACCUGAACUGACAUGUCAUUUGUUUACUGUGCAUACAAAUAAAAGUAUUCAUGGGGAAAAUGUU